Molecule: messenger RNA, 2291 nt
Organism: Mycetomoellerius zeteki
Lineage: Eukaryota; Metazoa; Arthropoda; Insecta; Hymenoptera; Formicidae
Product: CDK5 and ABL1 enzyme substrate 2
Exons: 10
Coding region: 470-2230 (586 amino acids)
Biological process (GO): regulation of cell cycle
Source: RefSeq, a predicted model, not a curated record
ACUUUACUAUUUAUUAAAUAAAGAAAAAUCGUCGUGUUUUCCCUGGGCCUAACGGUACCACAUAUUUCGGUGAGUAUUUGUGCUAAGCGCUACUGCGCAAUCCCACGUUCUAGGAUUUCAGUGGAUUUCAGCGACGCUGAUGGGAGAGGAGGCGCGAUUGUUGCGUAGUAGGUAAAGUCAUACGGUUGUGUGCGGAAGGUAGCGCGUGUUCGUGAAGGGCUCCCGUCCGAGGAAACGGCAUGAUGAUGAGCGGUACCGGUUUACCUUUGUACGCGUGGCGCACGGCCGUGAUUGUGUCUAGCGUACUUAGAACUAAGUGUAUCAGCAGUGACAAUGCAUUGUGAUCUUAGUUGUCGUUGCACGAAAAAGUCGAGGCCGUCGUCGUCGUUGCCACCACCGCCGCCGCCGUUGUCAUCGGGCGCGCGUUGUCGUUAUUUGGCACCGGUAUCCCGAUACGGUCCGUCGUGGAAUGGCAGCGGCCCUAAAGAAAAAUCACUCACGUAGACGAUUGGCCGCCCUCACUUUCCUGUCCAACAUCUCCCUCGACGGCAGUCACCGGGACACCAAGUUCGCCGUCCUGUCACGCAGCGGGCCGAGUCACGCGCGCAGGUUUAGCGAUGGCCAGUCUGAACGGCAGGCGGUGCUGGAGGUAUGCCGGAACGCCGACUUUGAGCUCUCCAUGGAGGAGGUGCUAGACGUCUGUCCCCCAGAGGAGACGCACGACUUGUCGCAGAAUGAGACGAUAGAGAACAACUCUCCGCAGCCGGUGCACAAGAGCACCGAUCACAACUCCUUCAGUUCUGAUUCGGAUGGACUACUCACUCCUGCCAAGGCAGCAGUUACCAUGUUCUUGGAGCAGGAGAGAAAUCAUUUACAGUUUUCUUGUGGCAUGCACAGUUCGUUUAGAGAACGAACGGGAACUACCGGAAGCGACUAUUCCUUACCAGAAAGACGUGUGGGCUCUCUACAUUAUAAGAAGCGCAUAAGUCAUCAAACAUCUACGCUUUCGGAAGAUAUUAAGCAUCAAUACAAUAGUAGCAACGAAAGUAUUGGUUCCGUACAUUCAAAAGCACAAUCGUCAAAACCAAAGACAAAGGCAGUGAACAAUGUGCAACCUGUUUCUACAAAUAGUAGCAUAAUACCAGAGAUUACAAAGGAGUUGCGUUUGAUGCAACGGCCUGUGAAUGGCUGUAAAUUUGGAGAUGAUAGAAUGGUUUUGGUAUCGAAUCAACAUGUGCCAUUUGUAAUAUUUUCUGCUAUCCCAUACAAUAAAGGACAACGUUCCAGCUGGUCAGAGUUACGUAAAGAUACAUGUCGAAGAAAAAAUGUGUCAUCUCAAAGACCUUUAUCAGCAAUUAAUGACAGUAUUGAUCCAUUUAGAUUGUUGGGUAUAGAACACGCUAAGGAUGGCCAAGAAAUAUCUUAUGGGCAAUUACUUGUACCAUCUCGGCAAUUUCAAAGGGAUAAAAAAAUGAUGAAUCUAAAUGAAAACGAACCUAUGGAAUUUACACAUUUUGUACCUAAUAAACAUCAUGUGGUACAAAGGACAAAAACAAUUACUUGGAAUGUGGAUCACAAAAAAUGGUGUCUUUCCUAUGAUACAGCUACAAACCGUGCUCAUUACAUAACUUCUGAGUCUCCACCAUUGUCUUUCAGCGUUGAUUCCAAAGUUCAUGAUUGGGAUGAACAAUCUGCCCAGUAUAAUCCAAACUUAUUGGAUGAUCCAGAACUUAUUGCUGGGAAACAUAGAACAUUGCUGACAUUUACAUCAUAUAUGGCAUCUGUUAUUGAUUAUGUAAGGCCUUCCGAUUUGAAGAAAGAAUUAAAUGAUAAAUUUAAAGAAAAGUUUCCACAUAUUCAACUCACUCUCAGUAAACUUCGUAGUUUAAAACGAGAAAUGAGAAAAAUAGCUAAAUUAGAAUAUGGAAUUGAUUUACUCACUGUCGCAAUGGCCUAUGUAUAUUUUGAAAAGCUUAUUCUUCGAAAUAUUGUGACAAAACAGACACGGAAGUUAUGUGCUGGCGCUUGUUUACUCCUCGCAGCAAAAUUGAAUGACGUGAAGGGUGAUAUUCUUAAAUCCCUCAUCGAGAGAAUUGAGGGUGUAUUCCGAUUAAAUCGCAAGGACUUAAUUACGUCUGAGUUUGCUGUGUUGGUAGCUUUAGAAUUUGGUUUGCAUUUGCCAACAUGGGAAAUAUUUCCUCAUUAUCAGCGAUUGAUUUAUGAAUCCUGACAUUCUUUUGUAUCGUUCUUUUCACGCAAUUUCAAAACCUCUUUAUGAGAAAAUUUCGAAA